Drosophila kikkawai is the source of this 981-nucleotide messenger RNA. RefSeq lists its product as uncharacterized. The record is from RefSeq and is a predicted model, not a curated record. Lineage: Eukaryota; Metazoa; Arthropoda; Insecta; Diptera; Drosophilidae.
GAUUCUCACCAGUAAGUCUCAGAUGUGGCAGCCUGGUAGUCGUAAGAAAACAGUAAAAAAUUAAAAAGAGUUUUCCUAAAAUAAAACUGAAAAAAAUUGACAAAAUUGUUAGUGUAAUUUUGGGCCAAAAUGACAAGCGGAGAUGGGUCUAUUUUUGAGUUUAAGACUACAAUUGACCGCAAUGAACCUGUAGAAACGGCCACCCCACCGCAAUCUAAGACACGGAGCUCCAGCUGUCGCGCAAAGUCACGACCAACCUGGGAGGCAUGGUGCGAACGUAACUCGAAGCCGGUCAAGCGGCCUAAGCCUUGUUUUGUGUCGUAUAUGACCCGAUGGAAGAAGCCAGGACCCAUGACCAAAAAGGAGUGGAAGAACUUUUGCAGUUGGGCUCUCCUACGGGCAGGACCUCGAGAAACUGAGCCGCCAAAGCGGCAGGAGGAGCCUUGCCUGGCGAAAUACCUGCCUUGUGCUUGGCCGAAGCGUCGUCUGGACAAAGAUGAGCUGGAGGAGAAGAUAAAGAAGUUGGCCACGCCCCGAAAGAUCACCGGGAAGUACAAUGGGCCAGUCAAAUCGCCCGCGUACUCCCCUGUGGUCUCUUGGGGCGAACCGCCACAUCGCGAUCCGGGAAGACCUUUCAAGCCACCCCGCGUUCCCUGCUGCUUUCUAAACGAGGAGCUCGAGGCAGAGUUCUGGUCUCAGCUACGAUUUCCUGUUCGCCAGGCCGCCCUCUUGGGCCAGGCCACACCACGCAUUAUGAAUCUGUCCAAGCCCCGAAUAUAUCCCAUUGCGAGAAGGCCGCUGGGUCCCUUGGAUGUGCCACCCCCACCGCGAAAGAAGUUCACUAGAAGAGGGUGGCAGCUGCACCAGCUCCGCUUGAUUUACCUGUCCCAGCCUGUGUCCCGGUCGGGCUCUGAAUAUUAUCUCUAUAUUGGGUGCCCUUGUUGUCCCUGUAGUAAUAAAAAACGCUGAUUUCAAACUGUA